This is a messenger RNA of Anneissia japonica, 1503 nucleotides long. RefSeq lists its product as uncharacterized. The record is from RefSeq and is a predicted model, not a curated record. NCBI's taxonomy places the organism in Eukaryota, Metazoa, Echinodermata, Crinoidea, Comatulida, Comatulidae. The coding region runs from base 1 to 1455 and encodes 484 amino acids. The transcript is spliced from 9 exons.
AUGUCAUUACUGAUGAAUCCGGCUAGUGACCCGGAUGGUGAUGUUGUCCGAUGUCGUUGGGCAGACGACAGCCACAAUGAGUGUCCACAAGCAAUAAACGGUAAUCAAGUAUGUGGUCCUCUUUCACCUAAUAGUUAUCUAGAUCAGAGGGUAACCCUUCCAGCUGUAUCCGAAGGCCAGUUGAUAGUAUCAACUGAUCAGCAAUGCGUUACACUGGUUGUUACUGACGAAAUAAUUCGAAGUCCGCCCUCAUUGUUGCCACAGCAGUCCGUACCCAACCCUCGAACCCCAAUCAGUGCCGCUACUGACGAGUUGAUCUUGGUUUUUGACAGCGAGAUUCGAAAACCUGAAUUAUCCAGUUAUGUGCGAAUUAUAAAAUUUCUUGCCAACGGUGAAGAGCGGGUUAUAUCUCGAUACGAUACGUCACGAUCCAACCGUGUGCAAUUUCCCGAGCACAACAACACGAUGCUAACAAUAAAUAUCACUGGUUUAAACCUACAAAGUGAGCGUACUUAUGCCAUAGAGGUUGACUCUGGGGUAGUUCUGGGUCGUUACAACGAUCCAUGUUCAGUUGUAAGGCCUAAUGACGGUGGCCGAUGGUUCUUCGCCACAGACGAGGCUCCAACAACUCUGGCACCAACCACAACCUUAUUACCUACGACCACCAUUGCAACCCCUGCUCCGAUUACGGCACCGGUAGCUGAGUGCACUAGCUUCGGACUUCGGGUUUACGUUCCUAGGUCCAUUGUAGGGAAUGUACUGCCUAGUCAUUUACAUUUUAAUGAUCCGGAUUGCAGAGGUUCCUAUUCCAACGAAAGUGUAAUACUAAUGGAAUCGAGUUAUAACUUGUGUGGAACAAUCACAAAGGUAAAAUCUAAUGGCAUCAAAUAUCGAAAUACAGUUUUCUCCGAGCCGCUUCCUAUCACCAGCACAAGUAUCACACGUGAGCGGGAAAUUCAAAUAAAUAUCGUCUGUGAUGUUUAUUCAGACGGCAUUAUUCAUGCAGUAUUCGACCCUGAUACAUCUCCCAUCAUCUUUAACAUUCGUCGGACGGCUUCCUUAAACUUUGGGCUGGCUCUAUGUCAUGAUGAAAAUUUCUUAGUGCCAUACACGAUGCUGGACUACCCAGCACAUGUAGUGCUCCGUGAGCGACUCUACUUCUCGGCAAAGGCCGCAAAUUCAAGCCUACACCUCAGAAUCGACAGCUGUAAAGCUACGCCGGCGGUUCAGCCUACUGCCUCAGAUUAUUAUUACUUCAUUCUCAAUGGUUGUGUAGUAGACAGCAAUGCGGAAUUCCACGAAUCGCCCUCAUUGUCGGAAGUAAGGUUUUCGAUUGAGUCUUUUACAUUUCAUCGUAAUGGAAUGCAGCACAGGGAAAGUACAACUACAAAAAUACUGGCAUUAUCAUUAAGCUAUAACUUAUUAAACUGUUGGCAGAUCAACUUGAAGGCUUAAUAUAUAACCGUAUAUUAUGCUAAUAUCAUACUGUAUACUAAUAUGUAC